AUGGACUCUUUCGCCCACGAGAUGACCACUGUUCUCUACGGCAAUCCUCACUCUGCUUCUCCGUCUUCACAACAAUCAACAUCACGAGUUGAAGAUGCAAGGAUGAACUUGUUAACAUUCUUCGGGGCUGAUCCGACUGAGUACGAUGUGGUAUUUGUCGCCAAUGCCACAGCUGGUGUGAAGAUGGUUGUGGAUGCGAUGCGAACUCAAUCACAGGGCUUCAAAUAUGCAUAUCACCAGGCGUGUCACACCAGCUUAAUUGGAGCUCGAGAAGAAGCAGUCACUAGUAUACCCAUCGACAGUGACGGUAUUCGAUCAUGGCUAGGUGGUCACUCUCCUUUCCAGGAUGCUACCGGUUCAUCAUCGACAACCCUUUUUGCUUACCCUGCCCAAUCUCAUAUGGACGGCAAGAGGUAUCCUCUUAGUUGGACAAAGGACAUAAAAACAGUAUCACAGACCUCGGACCAGCAAAUGCUCACACUGCUGGACGCAUCUUCAUUCGUCGCCACAUCCCGUCUCGAUUUGAGCGAUCCUAUAAUUGCACCAGAUUUCACAGUUCUGAGCUUAUACAAAAUCUUUGGGUUCCCUGACCUUGGUGCUUUGUUGGUAAAACGCUCAGCGGAAUGGGUAUUCGAAAACAGAAGAUACUUUGGAGGUGGCACCGUCGAUAUGGUUGUUUCUGGAAAGGAGAAGUGGCAUGCCCCGAAAUCGAACUCCCUCCACGAACGAUUAGAGGACGGCACGCUACCAUUUCACAAUAUAGUGGCACUUGACAUUGCCAUGACCAUACAUCGAAAGUUAUUCAAAUCGAUGGACCAAGUCAGUUCGCAUACUUCAUACCUCGCUCAACGAAUGCUUCAGGAAUUAGAAAGCUUGCGUCAUGCCAAUGGGACGCCAGUCUGCACAAUCUAUACAUCGACAUCAACAUUCGAGGAUGAGCAAUAUCUAGGAAAUGGCCCAAUCAUUUCUUUCAAUCUAAGAAAUAGUCAUGGUGCUUGGGUAAGUCUGGCCGAGUUUGAGAAACUUACGAAUUCAAAGAACAUUCACAUCCGAACUGGCGGCCUAUGCAGUCCAGGAGGUAUCUCCUCAGCUCUUAACCUGCAACCUUGGGAGAUGAAGAAGAAUUUCUCAGCAGGGUUUCGUUGUGGAGCAGAUAACGAUAUCAUGUCUGGCAAGCCAACAGGAGUGAUUCGAGCCAGCUUGGGCGCGAUGAGUACCAAAGCAGAUGUUGACAGCUUCGUUGCUUUCAUCGAUGAGUUUUAUCGGGAAAGCGCUAUACCAGCCACCCCAUCUGAUUCACUUCUGCCUGAAUCAACUUUUGCGUCUCAAUCUCCUGCACUCAGGGUUAAAGACAUAACUAUUUACCCUAUCAAGAGUUGCGCCAGCUUUUCCACCCCAUCUGCCACACCUUGGGAAGUUCGUCCAGAGGGUCUGGCUUGGGACCGUGAAUGGUGCUUGGUACAUCAUGGUUCAGGGCAUGCCUUGAGCCAAAAGCGUUGUCCGAAAAUGGCUCUUCUGCGACCGGUUCUAGACUUUGAGAAGGGCCAACUGGUUGUUACGUAUCACGGAAAAGAGUAUAUUGAUCGGCUACAGCAAAUAUCUAUACCAUUAUCCGCGGACCCGUCACUUAUUGAUUCCGAUUUCGACAAACAAUCAUCAAGGGUAUGUGGUGAAAAGGUGACCACACAAAUAUACACUUCAGAUCGGAUCAACUCUUUCUUUUCUACUGUGCUCGGAAUCCCUUGUGUCCUGGCACGCUUUCCUCCUGGUGGACUGGGCAUGAAAAGCCGCCUUUCGAAAGCUCAGAUACAACGAUAUCAGCAACCAAACAAAACUCAUACAAUACCAGGCUCUUUCCCAGAUGUACCAUCGCCUCCCGACUCAGAUUCAGAGCAGCAGAAGCCUUCUAAGAUACUUCUUUCAAAUGAGAGCCCCAUCUUGUUGAUCCAUAGCUCGAGUGUCGAGGCUUUGAAUCGGGAGGUUACCAGCCAUGGUGGUACCCCUGUGGAAGACAAGGCCUUCCGGGCAAAUAUCAUUGUCGAACAGGCUUCUGGCCACAAAUCCCAGCCAGCAUUUUCCGAAGAUGGUUGGGACUCUAUGAGCAUUGGAAUUCAGAACUUCAAACUCAUGGGUGCGUGUCGCAGGUGUCAGAUGGUUUGUAUAGACCAAGAUACUGGUGAAAAGAAGGAAGAGCCAUUCGUGACGCUAGCAAAGACGAGACGAUUUGACGGAAAGGUCUACUUUGGGGUGCAUAUGCGUCACGAUCCCUUGAACGAAGGGGAGUUUAUGAGUAAGGAUUCGCAGUAUCCUACAAUCCAAGUAGGAGAUCCUGUCUCGGUGCAGCAUCGUGCUUAG
This is a messenger RNA of Fusarium coffeatum, 2355 nucleotides long. RefSeq lists its product as uncharacterized. The transcript has a single exon. Gene Ontology annotation, biological process: Mo-molybdopterin cofactor biosynthetic process. NCBI's taxonomy places the organism in Eukaryota, Fungi, Ascomycota, Sordariomycetes, Hypocreales, Nectriaceae. The record is from RefSeq and is a predicted model, not a curated record. Gene Ontology annotation, molecular function: molybdenum ion binding; pyridoxal phosphate binding; molybdenum cofactor sulfurtransferase activity. The coding region runs from base 1 to 2355 and encodes 784 amino acids.